Molecule: messenger RNA, 396 nt
Organism: Lycium ferocissimum
Lineage: Eukaryota; Viridiplantae; Streptophyta; Magnoliopsida; Solanales; Solanaceae
Exons: 2
Coding region: 1-396 (131 amino acids)
Molecular function (GO): nucleic acid binding
Source: RefSeq, a predicted model, not a curated record
AUGAUUUAUAACUGCAAAGACAGGCAUGAGCAAUUGCCCUAUGCAUUAUUGGGAUAUCACACUACUGCCAGGGCUUCAACUGGGGCCACUCCGUACCUGUUGGUGUAUGGCACUGAAGCAGUAAUACCAGCUGAAGUAGAAAUCCCUUCACUUCGAAUCAUACAAGAAGCUGAAUUGGACGAUGUAGAAUGGAUCCGCAAGAGGUAUGAACAACUAGCUUUGAUAGAUGAAAAGCGAAUGAUUGCUAUUUGCCAUGGUCAAUUGUACCAACAAAGAAUGGCGCGAGCUUUCAACAAGCAUGUACUAUCAGAAGGAGCAGUGGCACUUGCUGAAAUGGAUGGUCAGGAGUGGCCAAGAGCAAUAAAUUCAGAUGCCAUCAAGAGAUACUAUGUGUGA